CAGAAAAUAACAAAAAAAAAAGCAACAAGAAAAAAAGCAAGACACUUGCAACAACAAUGCAUAUUGUAUGAAAAGAAAUCAAAAGUUGAAAGCAGAAAGCAGAAGCCAAAAAGAUUUAUGACCAACAAAUAUUAAAUUUGCCAAACCAACCGACUAUGCGACACAUUUUUGACAUUUACAAAUAAGUGAAGAACAACAAAAACUAUAACAAUAACCAUAGAAGUAACAUAGCAGCAAGUAGCACAGGCGACAGCGACUAGGUCAGACUUGGCAAGUAGCAUUUGAGCGUGCCAAUAGGCCAGCGUGCCGCUUAGCUGGCCUGCCUAGCUGAAUGCAGGUCGCUUACAGGGGAGGAGGCGCCGUCUGGGGGCAACAUUAAAUAAAUUGCCUAUCGCACUAUGCUUGUGUACACACUCGUCUGCUCACUUGUUGUAUGAGGACAUAUUUACGUCGCUACAUAUGGUCCACAUAACUCCCGCCGCCGCCGCCGCCAACGCAUGAGCGCCAACUGCAAUUACAGCACAUUAUAGAGGCAAACUCACGUCGUCGCAGCCAACGCCACACCAGCUCAGGAUUAACAACGACAGGCGCAGGCAGCCAGCCAGGGGAAGCAGUGCGCGGUUUGGGUGUCAAAAAGAAUGGCUGUGGCGAUGCGACCAAAUGGUUUACAUCAUGCAGUUUCGUUAGGCACCAUAGAGGUGGCGUCUAAGUCGUCAGUGGCUACUAGCCAUUACGAUCGCAGUUACGACUCCGAAGAUGAGAAUAUGAGCCGACGCCGUUUGCGACACACCUCCUCCACAGAACUGUAUCCGCGCCCAUCCGUUUACUCCAAAGGCGAUAUACGCGAACAGUACUGCCUAACUGAUCGUCAGCUGCAUAGCAUCGAGCGGCCACGUCGCGAUCGCUUCUUCGGCUGUCUCUCGCGUCGCAGCGGUGUGCAGCAAUCGUUUCUAGGCGGUUGUGUGGGCCGACGUGUGCCCUCCGAUGAGAAUUUAGCCGCUUACGCGCCCUUCUACAAGUAUCCGCGCUAUCAACGUCCUUUUCCAAAUCACGACGACAAAUCGCCCGAUUCCGAUAUGGAUAGUUCCUAUUUUCGUCGCCAACCAGCUUCAAUAUUGAGCACUGCGAAAACGCAAGACACCGGUAGUGGCCCAGGCACGGGUUCCAUUGGUGUGGGUGUCGGCCCUGCCGGACCCAUGGGCGGCAUGAGUAUGCCGCAGAACCAACGCUACUCCUGGAUGGGCACUCAAAGCGGUAUUGGAAAUGAGAAUGUCAACUUUACCAAUGAUCCAAGUUCGUACCACUAUCCCACCCAUGUCGGACUGCCAGCCGGCCAGCAACUACAAAUGGGCGGCACAACACCGAGAACUAAGCAUGUCAGUUUCGCUCGUUCGCAUACACUCACCUCCUUCGACGAUGUCAAUUUGGGGUUCCGUUCCUCCGGUCGCAUGACGACCGCACGCAGUCAAGAACGUCUUAUUGGCGGCAAGAAACCGAUCAUUGCCACCGGCGGCUCUAUCUACGAGUCGACGCAACUGCCCGCGCAUAUGGCGCAACAGCAAACGGUUAUGCAUUCACAGCAGCAACAGCAACAGCAACAACAGCUGUCACAUCAGCAGCAGCAGCAGCAGCAACAACAUUCACAACCGCCGCCAACUAAUUAUAUAACGACGUUGCCACCCGCACUCGCCAUGCAUCCACAACAUGCACAACAAGCCGUCAUACAUCAGCAUGCGCCACAUAUUCAUCCCUCGCAUGGGCAUGGCCAUUCACAUCAACAUCAUCACGGGCCACCCAUCCAUAUACAUCAGUUCGUACCGGCCGGUUAUGGUGCUGGUGUCGCCGAUCUGGGUGCUCAGGUCCAAACUGAACAACCGAUUUCCUUGUUAACCGGUAGGCCUCUCACGCAUAUGGAUGAUCUACCACUUGGUGUCGGUGGUGCUGGAGCGUCGUCGCAUGGUGGCAUGAUGCCGACUGGUUUGGGUGUGUUGACAUGUGCAACGCAGGUGCUGGCGCCACCCAGUCCCGAGGUGUUGGUGGUGGAGAAGAAAUUCCGCAAUGCCAUGAAGACGCAAGCUACGCAAACUGAGGUGCGGAAAGAUGGUUUUCCGCAGGUUUUGGCGUUAAGUCCACGUACCAUGCAUAAGGUGAAGGUGGUCUCACAAGGUGCACAGACGAAUGGAAUGCUGAAUGGCAAAAAGCUUGCCAAAAGUUUAUCGGAAAUGCCGAAUGGUAAAGCGUUACCCGGAUUGGAUGACAGAAAAAUUAGAAACUUCAUCGAUCAUAACGCCGUGUAUCGCACUCAAUCAGAGGAACCGCCAAAAUCGCCACUGGAACUCGGCGAUCCAAACAAUAUUAAUUACUAUGAACCACCGCCACCGCUUGAUACGAUUUCCUACUACAGUCAUCGCUCAUCGCAACUGCCCUCGGAGGAGAGUAUACCAUAUUUUCCAAAGGACGCGCUCGCUUUCGAUUACGAGAGUAACAGUUUGCCACGUCGCGCUUGUACAUUCCAUCGUGAAAGCAGCUUCAGCUCGAACAGUCUGCCACGUCGUGAACCACUGCACGCACAUGAGAUUUGUAAACACAUAACUGAGUGCACGGAAUUGUUGGGGGAACCGAAUGGCAGUGUUAAUGGUGGCGGUUUACUAGACUUCUCUAAACCGCACUUGCUGCCACCGCCCAGCGAGUACUGUAAAGAAGCCGAUGAGCCGCUAACAUCCACUUCCACGUUGACAGCAGAGCCCACACACGAACCCGAAGUUGUGGAUACGAGUCGACGCAAGUCCAUGGUAGCCACACUGCCACCACUGGAUGACGAUAUUACGCCCACACCCUUCAGACGUGAUGACCUGCGACGUCAAUCAAUGCCUAUUUAUGUAAAGACCGAGAAACUAAUUGAUGGUUUUGGGCCACGCUCAUCGUUCCGCUCGAAAGUCAAACCGAAACCGGUGAUAGGUGGUAGUGAAGAUAUUUCCGGUGAUGAGAAAGAGAUCUUUAUCGACUUCAAACCGAAUGUUAUGACAAAAGCGACCGCACAAUUUCCACAAGCUAAAUAUCGGUCAACCUAUAAGCCACAAUUACCGCCAGCAGCAGCACAGCUUGAGGAGUGCAAACAACAAAAAGCUGUUGAAGAAUGCGAAAACUGUCGUGCACUACAAGCAGCCGAACCGCGCUCCUCCAUCAGCGAGGACGACUACGAAGAUGAGGUUGAGCAGGAACAUGCCACAGAUAUAGAAGACGAAAAAGCACAGCAAGAGGAAAGCGAUCAACAUGAUCCGCUCUACGAGAAUGUGCCAAGUACACCAAAACCGGCAAGCGCGUCCAGCAUGGCGGCCGAACGGCGCGCCAGCAUGCGUAAACGCUCAGUGAGUUUGGACGAGCAAAAUGUCUCGCCCGAUAAAAGUACUGGCAUUUCAGCGCCACCAAGUCCCUGCCGCGAGGAAUUACUCUUCGCAAAUGCAUCUACUUACCCAUCCUCCGACUCGCUGGCCAACGAUGUGACACGCGAUCACUCGGAUGGCAUUUGGAAUGAGUCGCAAGUGACAGUCUUAACUGCCGAACCGCCGAAGGAAGGCGGCGAAGCCACCUACACGAAUGCGAAUAUGUUGUUGACACCAACGACGCGUCGGAAAAAUUUGCUGCUACAACACCAGCAACGCAGCUCGGUGGAUACGGACGCAUUGGAUUUGGAGGAUACACAAGUGGAUUUGAGCCCCACCUAUGGCAUUGCGGUGAGCACUCUACCAACAAUGUCCAAGUCCACAAAAUCCGGCGCGCUCAUCACGCAACAACCGCAAGCACGUGACUCACCCAAAUCAACGACACUUACGGUACCACAGAAAAUCACCACACCCUCAAUUGCGGUCACACCCAGUCUACCGUUGGCCAAAGAGAUCUCACCCAAGAAGUCACCCGUCACGAGUAAACGUAUCAUACAAGAGCUACCGGCCGCGCUAACACGCGAUGGACGACGCACUUCGGACGUGCAGCAGACGCGUGCGCCCACCGAUUUGAUCAUCAAUACCACAGCUAAUUUAAACAACAACAGCGGCAGCAACAAUAACAACAAGUUCAAUAACACCACAGAUGUGUCGGAGUGCAGCACGAAUACCGAUGAAUAUGCUACUUGUACUGACACGUCGAAGCGCACGCCAGUGUCGACACAAAGUUCACAGAUUGACCGUACGCAAGGUUCAUCCUUUGAGAGCGCCUCCUCACUGUAUUCGACGCGCGGCGAGGUGUUGACCGAAGAUAUACUGCAGCAUGAUGAGAAACCCACAAAGACGCAUAGGCAUGAGCGUGAUCCACAACAACUCAAGUCACCGGUCCCCACAACCGAGCAAGCGAAACGUUCACCUUCGCAUUCGAUAAGCAGCACAUCGUCGGGUAGUUAUAAUGUCGCUGGGUUGACAACGCCAUCGCCAGCCGCGAAAGAUGCGGAGAAGCAUUUGGAGACGGCUGAGAAGUUGGCGGCUUCAACUACCAAAGCUGUCAAAAGCGUCGCAACGGCAGCGAGUGGCGGCGAGCCAUCCAGCGGACGUGAGAAGCCACGCAUCAAACCCGAAUCCAUAUCGGAUGAUGAACGCAGCGAGGUACGCUAUUCAUCGUCCGGUUACUAUGAGAGUCCACACGAUGAUGAUCACGUGAUCAAGUCACGACGUCAUCGGCUCGAUGAGGAACGUAAACGUCGUAAGACUACAAUGAAACUAGACAUCGAAAAGGAGAAUUUACGCGCGCUCACUAGUCCGAUUAAGAAACCAGCGGCGGCGUUGGCGGGCGCACAAGCCACACCUAUAGCUGCGGCGGUUGCUGCUGCAGCCACGAAGGAGAAAGUAACGGAGAGCAAGUCCACCACUAGUGGGCACGCCAUUGAAUCUACAAGUCCGAAUCGCAUUAAACGUUUCCGUCCAAAGAUACGUCGUCAAUUCAGACGGAGUUCACGCGAUGAUAGCACACCGAAGCGUCAAAAGAAUAUAGUCAAUUUGUAUGGCAUGCCGCCAUCCGCGGGUAGCGCAGAGAAGCUCUUGGACUACAGCGUAGGUGUUAAGAAGGAGGAGGAACGCGAGGACUUACAUGUAACGGAGUGCAAGACGAGUAAGAUCUCAACGCCGCAUACAGCCACGGCCACAGCUGUGGCAGCGAAAUCUACAAAAUCUUCCUCAGAGGUUUGCCAGCUGAAAGCAAAAUCGAUAGAGUCACUACGUUCCGUCUCGCCCGGUUCUGAUUCGGUGUUCUACAGUGAAGCAGAUGGUCCCGUGCAGGAGCCACACAGUCACUGCUUGCACUGUGGCAAAGGUACAGAGGGUCAGACUACAAAUAUAAGCGCACUGGCUGGUGACUCAGUCGAAUCACUGCCUUAUAUCGGGAAUGAACAUGAACAGGAUAUUGUAAAACCACCGUCGGAUUUCGCCGACUCACCGGUGACUGCAAAGACGACACAACGUCUCUAUAAGAAGAUGGAUAAACGUUUUCGCUCCGAGGAGCGUUAUCAUGCGGGCGAACGUGGGCGACAUUAUAAGACACGUCAAGAGAAUAUACGCGCAAAGAGCGAAGAACGCAGUCGCGAGAGCGUACACACACGUAGUCCACAGAGCUUACGUCCAGCCGGUUCGAGUCCAUGCGUAUUGCCGGAUGCAGCGGCCGAGCAGAGUCAGCAGAUCAUUUAUCGUGGUCACUAUGAUCCAGGGCGUUAUUCACGUCUCACCGAUGCUGAUGUUUGGACGCAGCUGAAUCAUCAAAGUUUCGAUCGCCAUCGUGAUCGCCGUCCCUCAACCGAGUCGGAGCGCAGUUUUCACUCCAAGUAUCAAGUCAUUUUACAUCGUUUGGUCCAGCGUCGUUGUACCUUGGAAAUGUACCAUCGCCAACGGAACAAUAGUUUUCGUAAGUCUAAUUAUAAUCCUGGAACAAUGAUUGAACUAAUAACCUCAAACUCGUCGUCGGAUUCUUUGCGACGCAAACUGGAAGAUCUGCUGAAAUUAAUGCUCUUAGUAAUGGCGCGUGAAUCGCAUGUGAUUUCAAAGAUUACCGGGGGAGAAAGGGGCGUCGACAAAACGAUUGUGGUCAAAAGUGUGUCUGGUGAAUUUGGUUUUCGCAUACAUGGCUCCAAACCGGUCGUGGUCGCUGCUAUUGAACCUGAAACACCGGCUGAGAGUUCCGGUCUUGAAGUGGGCGAUAUCAUCAUAUCGGUGAACGGCGUUGAGGUGUUGGACAAACAUCAUACCGAAGUGGUGAAGAUCGCACACGAUGGUUGUGAGAUACUCGAACUGGAGGUGGCGCGUACCAUCGGUGUGCUGAUGCACGAACAGCAGGAACCGCCCAGUCAACCGAUCUAUAGCGGCUACUUAUGGCGACAAAGCGGUCAGGCGAAGGGCGCACCAAACACCAAGAAAUGGGUGCGUCGCUGGUUCUCCUUGCGACCGGACAACUGUCUGUACUACUACAAAACCGAAGAUGACAAUCAACCCGUUGGCGCUAUGAUCAUGGCCAAGCAUACAGUGGAUCACUGCCCACCUGAGGUUGGUAAGCCGUACGCCUUCAAAAUUGAUUCCGGCGAAGGCAUACCGUUGUAUGUGGCUGCAGACUCGGAGGAACUGUCCAGUCGUUGGAUUAAGUUGCUCAAACAAGCGGCCACACAGGGCACACCCUGGUUGGAUAAUAGCGCACACAAUCUCUACCAACCGCCGUGCAGCAUUACACGCCCGGACUGUUUCGGUUACCUGUUGAAAUUGGGCUCCCGCUGGUGCGGCUGGUCGAAGCGCUACUGUGUGCUGAAGGAUGCUUGUUUGUAUUUCUAUCAGGAUGCUAAUAGUAAAACUGCAUUUGGUAUGGCUUGUCUGCAUGGCUAUAAGGUAUCAUCGAUGUCGACCAAUGCCUCGGGCAAGAAGAAUUCCUUUGAGAUCAUACCACCAGAGACCAAAUUGCGACACUAUUACUUCUGCACCGAAUCUGAAAUGGAUAAAAAGAGAUGGAUUUCGGCUCUUGAAUAUUCUAUCGAUCGUUGGAUCAAAUCUGGGUAACUAAAGUUGAAAACUAUAGGGAGCAAACGCAAGCGUAGUUUCAGCUACUACAUUGAGUAAAAUACAAAGAACAGAAAGUGGAGAAAGAUACUGAAAAUCGGAAAACGGUGUGUCAGAGUGUCGAAGAGAACGACUUGGCUGCCAAAAAAAAAUAUAGAGGAUAUACAAUUUAAAAUAAAUAAUAUUGCAUAAAUGUAAUGAAAAAAGUCACUGCAACUGAUUACAUUUUAAGACAAAUUAAGUAGAUCUACAAGUAAUUUUAAGAAAAUCACAACAAAAGAAAACAUGUUAUAUAGAAUUGAGAGUAGAAGAACUCUAGCACUAGAACUGAAUUACAAGAAAUUUGAAGGAAAGCAAAAGAGUAAGCUACAAUAAAGAAAGCUAAAACAAGUAAUCGGAAAGAACAUUUAAGGAAAAUGAAUUGGAAAUGAAAAAAGGAAGAUGAAAUUAAAGGAAAUGUAUAUUAAAAUAUAUAAAUUUUUUAAAUUAAGCUGUAAAAACUUGAAACUGAAUUCAUUAAGCAUAACUUAAUAGAAAACUGAAAAAUAUUGUAAAAGCUUAUAAAUCGAUAAUUGUAAAUAAAAAAGCCAAAGAUUAGUGUAAUUGAAAAUGUUUUUGACUAAAUAAUAUGUAAAUACAGUUUGUAUGUAGAAAUUUCA
Messenger RNA from Zeugodacus cucurbitae (melon fly), 7678 nucleotides. RefSeq lists its product as uncharacterized. Gene Ontology annotation, molecular function: protein binding. The record is from RefSeq and is a predicted model, not a curated record. The transcript has 20 exons. Bases 639 to 7019 code for a protein of 2126 amino acids. NCBI's taxonomy places the organism in Eukaryota, Metazoa, Arthropoda, Insecta, Diptera, Tephritidae.